AUGGCGCACGAAAGUCCAGCAGCACCUGAUCACCAAGAAGAGGUGAAAGUUCUUCCAUUCUUAAUCUCCGUGGAAGAAAUUUUUGAGCAAAGUAUUGGACUCUUAACUUUAACUCAAAUCCUACAAAGUAUCUUCACAUCAUUAUCACCUUUCUUUGAAAGUUUACAAACUUUCAUAAGUAUAUUUACUCACGCUCAACCAACAUGGCACUGCACGGGUACUAACAACACCUCAUGCGUCGCCAAUAAGUCGAACCUAUGCAACCUCGCACGGUCCGAUUGGGCUUGGGAUGGCAGCCGCAACGUGCAUACUUCGAUCAUAUCCGAGUGGAAUCUCGAGUGUGCUAGCUCGUUCAUCACUGGUCUUCCAGCAACUUCCUACUUCGUAGGUUGCUUGUUAGGUGGGUUGGUGCUAGCCACACUAGGUGAUUCAUCGCUCGGGCGAAAAAAUCUCCUAUGCAUCUCAUCCUUGGUGCUGUAUGUUGCAGCACUAGCCUCCGCAUUUGCUCCCAAUAUUUGGGUGUACUCCGUGUUUAGGUUCUUGAGUGGUGUUGGUCGCGCGCCUCUUCCUAUGUGCGCGAUCAUUUUGUUCACCGAAAGAGUGUCGAAAAAGUGGCGAUCACAAGCAGUAAUGCUUGGGUUCAUCUCCUCUUCACUAGGACUAUUAGUUUUGACGGGUAUUAGUUAUAUAUGCAAGGGUUAUUCAUGGAGAAUCCUCUACUUAUUGACUUCAAUUCCUGGAAUUAUAUUCACCAUUUUGGCUUAUUUUUUCAUGUACGAAUCACCAAGAUGGCUACUGUUGCAAGGGCGUGAGCGCGAUGCCAUAGAUGUAUUGACAAGUCUAGGCAGACAUACAAGCUCUCAAAUGAGUCUAAGCUUGGAGAUGAUAGUAAAGUACACGCAACAAAACUUGCGCAAUAAUACUAGUAAUAGUAAUAGUAAUAGUAAUAAUCCCUUUGCAUCGUACAAGAUUUUGAUGAGUAAAAGAUGGGCUGCAAAACGCCUAAUUGUAUCAAUGUUGCUUGCUUUUGGCAUCGGACUCAUGUACUUUGGAAUGUUCUUGGGUGUCGGAGGCUUAGGAUCCGAUAUCUACUUGACCUCGGUGUACCAUGCUCUAUUAUCUUUGUCCUCUUCAUUGCUUGCUUUCCUCUUUUGGAUUCCGAGGUGCAAUCGUAGGAUUUCGUUGCUCGGAUUUUGUACACUUAGUGGUGCAAUGAGCAUGAUCCUAUCUAUCAUAGGGAAGGGAAAAGUUGGAGGAGGUCUACUUCUUGGAAUGGAGCUUAUAUCUAUGUUUUCUGCAUGUAUGGCAUACAAUAUGGCUAUGAUGUACAUUGUGGAGCUCUUCCCAACUUGUAUAAGAAGUUCUGCCUCAUCAUUGGUGAGACAAGCGACGAAUUUGGGCACGGUUUUGGAUCCGAUUUUGGUGUUGCUAGGGAGAGGAAACUUGCUAUACUCUUAUGGGGUGUUUGGGUUAGCAAUGCUUCUAUGUGGUUUCUUGGUUAUUCUCUUGCCAGAGACAAGAAAUCAGGUGUUAUGUGAUACCAUGGAGGAACAAGAACUCAGGGACAAGGAGAAAACGGUUAAUCUUUAA
Messenger RNA from Beta vulgaris subsp. vulgaris (sugar beet), 1590 nucleotides. Its product is annotated as organic cation/carnitine transporter 2. The transcript has a single exon. Gene Ontology annotation, cellular component: membrane. Lineage: Eukaryota; Viridiplantae; Streptophyta; Magnoliopsida; Caryophyllales; Amaranthaceae. The record is from RefSeq and is a predicted model, not a curated record. Gene Ontology annotation, molecular function: transmembrane transporter activity. The coding region runs from base 1 to 1590 and encodes 529 amino acids. Gene Ontology annotation, biological process: transmembrane transport.